AAUUGCGAAAAAACUGUUUUUUCCCCAUUUCUGUGCCUAUGACAGGAUACACUGUGUAAGACAUCUUGUAUGUUCAUUGCCAUACAUUCCUUUAUACCCUAUCCUCUAUCCACUCCAUCAUCAUCUCCGUCCCCCCUUCACAACCACCGAUACCCAGUCGCUUUUCCUGGGAAGAACGUUUCCCUCCAAACGCGUCAAUUUGCGUAAGCUGACUUUGGUCAUAAGGGAAAUUCAGCGCGCCGCUUCAAAAGUUGGGUUUCAGGUGGCAUCAUCGUCCUACAUUAUCAGGAGACAAACCGAGUCAGUUUGACCCGCCAUCCAUUCCUUUCUAGAUAAGGAGUCUAUAUACCCCACCUUUUCUUUCAGGAACAGCGUUCGGUCACGCAUUUCACAAUGGCCGAUCAACAUUCUGUAGGAUCACAAGAGGGUCUCGUCAACCGCCGUGGCGGUUCGAUCUCCUCUAGUCGGAAUCAGGAUGAACAAAAGCAUAUGUAUCAACCCGGACAGCCAAUCGGUUAUUUAGCAGCCCGUGGAACGCCAUACGAACGGAAAUAUUUCACUAGAAAGCUUGGUUUCUGCUGUUUAUUCCUUGCACCUCCAAUCCUACUCGUAGUUCUUGCCAUCGCAUUGGUUCCAGUCUUGUACGCCAUCGCCGAUCAUGCUCUACAUACCUCCGUCUUUCACGUUUACGGUUCCAACAUUACCGAUCCACAAAACGGUUCUUUUCCCCUAACGUUGAACGCUCAGGUGAAAAAGGUCGGUAUUUUCCCUGCUUCAAUUGCAUUCCGUGAACCUAUCGACGUGUAUUGGAACACUCCUAAACCUGAUAUGCGAGAAGUACACCUUGGUAGCUUUCCUCUUGCAAGAGUGAACGCAGCAGCAGGUCAUGGUACCGUGAACCAAGCAACGUUCUUCACCAUCGCAGAUCAAGAUGCAUUUAGCAUCUUUGCUGGAUAUCUAAUCUCCCAAGAAGAAUUCACUUGGAGAAUUAAGAGUAACAAUUUGCACGUCGAGGCUUUCAGCUUUUUCCCAACGUACAAGAGCUUGAGUAUCACAAAGGAUAUCAUCAUCAAGGGUAUCAACAAUUUCGGAAAAGUUGAAAUUCUUGAUUUGCAAUUGCCUGGUGCCGAUCCUCAAGGUGGUAUUUCGGUCAUCACAACUACAAAUUUGGUCAACCCUUCGCCAUUCGGUAUUCAAGUUGGAACGUUGGACUUGGACUUGUACUACAAAGGUCACUAUGUCGGUCCAGUCUCUGUUGAAGGUUUGAACAUCACUGCCGGUCCAAACAUUGUUACCUUAAGUGGACGUGUUCUGCCUUACCCAAAUAACCAAACUGCUCUUAACAUUCUCGGUGAUCUUUUCACAAAUUACAUCAACAGUGUCCCAUCCGAUGUCGUCGCAACCGGAAAGAGGGUUCAACAAGCAAACGGUGAUGUUGUCAAAUGGCUAUCCGAUGGUGUUUCUCAAUUGAACGCACACGUAAACUUUGUACCACCACAACCUAUCGACCCUAUCAAAGGUAUCACCAUUGAGACCAUCAAUUUAGAAUACUCUCAAGAUCUACCGUACAAUCCUAUCCUGUCUUCCUCAGCUCUCAAGGGUGUUUUCCAAUUGCCUUUCGGAUUCCCAUUGAACAUUACUCAAUUGGCCACACAAUUGAACAUUGCGAUGCAAGGUGCAAACAUUGGUUCGGCAACAGGUCCUUAUGCUGAUUCCAAUACGAUCAUCAAUGUUUUGAGUGAAGGACAAACGGCAGGUGAUAUCGACUUGUCACUUCCGGCAUCCCAAUUAUUGCUACCAAACAGCACCGACGCAGCAAAGAAACAAUUGAUCGCUUUCCAAAACGCAUUUGUGUACACGGAUGGUACAGGGUUCGAUAUCUCCGGUGCAGCAAAGGCAUUGACAGAUACACCCGUUGGUUUGAUUCUCUUGGAUGGUAUCAAAUUCAAUGUUUCAACCGGUUUGAAAGGUCUAGCAGGUUUGACACGCUACCCUACAAUCAUCAACUCUGUCGAUGUCACGGGUGGUACACAGGAGGCUGUUGAUCUCGCCGUCGCUUUGACAGUCGUCAAUCCUUCCAACUUGAACUUAUCAACCGGAGACGUUAAACUUGAAUUGCUCAAUCAAGUUCCAUUAGGUAUCACUACCUUGCCCAACUUGAAGCUGUUGCCUGGCCGUAAUGAUAUCAACGCUACUGCCACUUUCGAUCCGAAUGUCAGCCCUUACGGUCUGGAUACUUUGAACCGUUUCAUUUCAGGUUUGGACACUAACCUCAACGCAUCAGGUUUCGGAGCAUCUUCUCAGAUUGUUUCUUUGGCGCCUGUUUUGGAAGGUUUGCGAUUGAACACCACUUUGCCAGCUUUGCAAAGAACUUUGGUUCAAGCUGCAAAUUUGACCGUUUUGGAUACCACAGGUAUUGAAAAUGAUAUCGCCAACUCGGUCGUUCAAUUGGCCAAUCCAUUCACUUCUUCGUUGGAAAUCACAAGAAUUGCUGCAAAUGCUUCUGCAAAAGGUAUCUUUUUGGCAAACAUCAACACCGAUCUGCAAUUCAACGCUGUUGGAAAAACAACUUCACCUUCACCUAACGUGCCUCUCUCUUUGAACUUGUACCCACCAGACUUGUUCUCCGUCUUGCGUGAAUUUGCAAUUGACUCUGGACAGAACCCUGCUUAUGUUGAUGGUAUCGUUCAAUUGGGUGGUUUCACUUUGACACCACCUGCCGUUCAGACAAACAGCAAGCGUUCCAUUGCAGGAGAUGCAGAGUACUACAGCGAAGAUGAUUCUUUCACAUUCGUUGACGAGAAUGCUGCUGUUGAUGCUCAAUUAUCAGCAAUGUCCAAUCCAGGAAUCUACUACGAUGUUGCAGAAGAAGAAGAUGAAGGUAUCUCAAUGGAAGGUGAAGAAAGAGCCACAAAACGUGCCUUACCUUUGGCUACGGCCGGAAUGAAGAAACGUGACAAUUUGUACACCGGUUUCAACUUGGAAACAUAUGUCGGAAAAGCAUUCUCCGUAGCAAAGGCUGAUCUGCAAAUCGUUUCUGAUGCUACAAUUGGAGAAUAUGGUACUACUUUGACGUUCUCACAAUCCCAAGUUCCUUUGGGUACCGAUGCAACAUUGUUCAAGCUCUUGCCCGUUUUAGCCAAGCCAAUCGUACAACGCAUUGUCGAUGGUGCUAUUUUGAACAUUGACCGUGUCACAAUUACUGAGGCACGUCCUACCGGAUUCACGGCUCAAUUGUCAGGUGCAUUGACAAAUGCAGGUCCAUUCGACGGCAUCGUCACUUUCCCUGAAGGCUUGAGCAUUUACUGGCAAAAUCAAUUGUUGACUCAAACUGCAUUCCCCAAUAUCACCUUAGUCGGAGAUCUUGGCUCAUCGUUGAACGUGCAAUUGGAAGGUAAUAUUCCUGAUGUCGAUUACUUUACCAAGUUCUUGUCAUCAGCCAUCACGGAUCCUUCUUUCGUUUGGGAUAUUCGCGGUACAGGUAUUUCUGUUUCUGCUAUUGGUAUUGAGGUUCCAGGAAUUAGCUUGACAAAAUCUGUUCAAUUGACCGGUUUGAACGGUUUGAAGGGACAAGUCAUCAUCAACUCUUUCGAUUUGCCAUACAAUGACCCUGCUGGCGGUAUUCACUUGACCGCAAUCAGUACGAUCAACAAUCCUGCUCAAGUUGGUGUUGCGCUCUCUUCAUUCGGAGUUGAUAUUUCAAUGGGCUCUACAGAUGUUGGACCUUCUGCUGCUGCAGUUCCGUUCACUUUGCAAGCAUUGGCAGUUACUGAAGUUCCAUUGGCAGGUAGAAUUCAAAGACAAGAUUCUCAACAAGGUUUGGCAGAUCUAUCAACAAUCUUUACACGUUUCGUUCAUAACCAAAACACUGAUUUGGUUGUUCAAGGUGUUUAUGCUGGACCUUCAGAUGUUGCAUGGUUGAACAAUGGUAUCAAAGCAUUGCGCGUUACUGUUGCUUUGCCUGCUCAAGACUUCCAAGUUAUUCGUUUGAUCUCUUUGAACCAAUUGUCUUUGUUCUUCACCGUGCCAACUGCAUGGAACCCACAAACAGAUUCCAGCAACACAACCGCAAACUUCUUCUUGCCAUUCGCUUUCCCAGUUGAUAUCACCCAAGUUUCCGGUCCUUUCACAGCAAACUACAACAAUCAAGACAUGGCCGUUUUGAACAUUCCGACAUCACCAACAACAACUGAUGUGGAAGCACGUAUCUUAACAUUGGCUUUCUCGAACGUUCCGUUUGCUGUAUUCGGUAACGCACAUCAAACCUUCUCUCAAUUUGCUGCCGACUUCGUUGCACGUGAGCAAAUCACAUUCAACUUGCAUGGAACAACUGAUGCCAGCUUGAACACUGCAGCUGGACAAUUGAGCAUCUCACAAAUUCCAUUCAAUUUGAACACCAACUUGCUUGGUUUGCAAGGAUUGAACGCCAAACCCGCUGUGGUCAGCAAUUUGGAUGUUUAUCACGGUUACCCAACCUACUUGCAAAUCAAUGUCGAUACUGCACUGUUCAACCCAUCCGAUACUACCGUUGGAGCAGGUGAUGUUUCAUUCGCUGUUGAAUUCAUGAACAAGAUCAUCGGUAACGCAAUGAUCAAGAACAUUCUCUUGCCACCUGGAGAUAUCAGCGUACCAACAGAGAUUCAAUAUAUGCCAAUCGGUGCUGAUAACGUGGCAGCAGGUCAACAAUUAUUGGAAAACUACGUGCAAAAUAUCACUUCAACGGCAAUUGUUCUGGGUACUUCUCAGACCACACCAAUUGAAUCAUUGAAGCAAGCUUUGGCACAAAUUCAGUUGUCCACCCAAAUUCCAGCUUUGAACCAAUUGCUGGUUCAACGUACUUUCUUGACCGUUCCAAAGGAUAUUGCUCAGAAUGGAGGUGUUGCAUCUGUCACGGUUACGAUCAACAAUCCUUUCACUGCUGGUAUUCACUUGUUGGAAUUACAUGCUGCUGCAAACUUUGAAGAUAUCACAGUUGGUAGAAUUGAUCAAAACUUGGCUGCAAGCAAUAAUAUCAUCAACGCACCUGGACAUGAAGUUUCUACUUCACAACCAGUCCCAUUCAACAUUAAUAUCAAUCCAAAGAAUUUGCUUAGAUUCAUUCUGGCUGCUGCUCAAGCUUAUGGUGUCUCUCUUGGUCCAUUGCCACCAUUCUUCCAAGAAGUGUUGAAUUUGCCAAAUGAUGCAGCUACACAAGUCAGUCCUUACCCUGAUGAUUCACCUCCUCCAUGCAGCGGUGGAGAUCCAUUUGAUACCUUGGGCGCCAUCAAGAAGCUAGUUGCUCCAUUGGCUGUCAGCAUUCCCAUUCAAUCGGUCACAAAAUUGGACGAUUAUCAAACCAAUUUGAACUUCAUCCAACAACCUGUCCCAGUCGGUACCGACGAUUCAAUCUUGUACCUCGUUGGUCCUGCAGCUGCACCUUUGAUUCAAUUGAUCGUCGAUCAAGCAACAUUGUCAACAUCACGUGCAAAUGCCACCUCUUUGACAAAUGAAGGAUUCACGGUUGCCAUCUUGGGUCAAUUGUUGACAAAUGCACCUGCUGAUGCCUAUAUCGAAGCACCUGAUGGACUGACCGUUAACUUCCAAGGGCAAGAUAUUGCAACUUUGGCAAUUCCACCUUUGUGCACAAAUGUUCCAGAUGGUAUUCCCAACUUGCAAAUCACUGCUCAAUUGACAAUCUUGCCCGGCAAGACUGACGCAUUCGCUGAUUUCGCAUACUACUUGUUGACCGAGCCAAACUUCCAAUGGACUUUACACUCAGACACAGUCACUGUGCGAACUUUGGGUAUCAAAUUCAGCAAGGUUCAAUUGUCCAAGACGAUUCAAUUGGAUGCUUUCAAUGGGUUACCUGGUAUUGUCAUUACAAGCUUUGAGACGAAUGGUGAUGGAGACAAAGAAAUCUUGAUCACAACUGGUGUUGCUAUUCCAUCACAAGCUGGUUUGGGUGUCGAAUUGGGUCAAGCAACGUUUGAUUUGAUUUUCCAACAGACGAACAUUGGUCGUGCUUCGUCUUCAGGAUUAUUUUUGGCUUACAAAACUACAACUGAUGCAAUUUUGAAGGGUUACUUGAGCGAUCAAUCCAACAAUCCUCAAGGUUUGGCUGAUUUGGGUGUCUUGUUUACACAAUACCUCGCAGGUCAAAACAGUACUUUGACCAUUCGUGGAUAUGAUGUUAUUGGACCUGCAUCUGGUGGUCAACCAAUCAAUUGGCUCACAACCGCUUUCAAACGUUUCAGUACCCAAGUUAUCUUGCCAGGUCACAUUUACCAAAUCAUUUUCGCAAUCACAUUAUCAGAUUUGGAAGUGUACUUGGUAAAUCAAUCAGAAGACUUCCACGUUCCUGCUACCAACCAACACACAACAGCCACGUUUGCCAACCCAUUGGUGUUCAGUUUGAGCGUUGUCAACUUGAAGCCAUCCAUCACGAUCACAUACAUGGGUGCCGACACAGCCUCACUCAAUUUGCCCACUAUCGAAGCUAAUUCAGCAGUUUCACACAACCCAAGCGAAAAGGUUGAUUUGAGUUUCGGUUUCACAAACCAAACCAUCAAUUCGCUCAAUGAUCCUUCGUUUGCAUCCUUCUUUGGCGCUUUGACUGAUACAUCAAGUGCAACGUUUGGUCUAAAGGGUAGUACGGAUGUGUUGGCGCAAACUGUGAUCGGAAGAAUUCCAAUUCAACACAUUCCCUUCAACGUUACAACUUCUUUGGCCGGUAUUAAUUCGUUCAACCAUAAGAUCGAUCUCGUCAGCAGUUCCGUCGAUGACCCUGUUGCUGCUUAUCUCGGUGUCCAUUUGAACACUUCGCUCGAGAACCCAAGUAAUUUGACUGUGCACUCCAACCAAAUUAGUCUGCCAACAUUCUAUCAAGGAACUGCAAACACAAACAUUGGUCGUGCUUUCAUUCCAGUCCUUAACUUGGUUCCCGGUACGAAUGCAAUCCCAGUCUUGUUUGAACUCAUGAUCAUUAACAACAACAGUGACACUCAAGAAGUGAUUCGUCGUUAUGUUUCGCCUACUGAUGACACUACAGGAGGCGGUGCAAAGAAGGACACGAUUCCAUUGACGAUCAACGGAGGAGGUAACCCUAGCAUUACAGAUCCCGCUCCAUUGUCACCGUAUGGUUCUUUGAAUACUGGUUUGGCUGGCGUGACAGCAGAUACUGCUUUGGAAGGUAUCGGAUCUUUGGUCAUUUCCGAUGUUCGUGUAUACUUGGGUCCGUCUGUUAUUGCUUCUUUGCUUGGUCAAGUACUGGGAGGCUUAUUGUUGGGUAAUAAGACAAAUACCGCAAUCCCAGCCUACGCGGAUGCCUAUGUUGAUUUCAACAACGACUUACCAUCCGGAUUGCUGUUCAAGGAAAUUUAUUCAAACAUUUUCAGUGCAGGAACAAAUGAUCAAUAUGCAACCUUUACCAACGUCUACAACGGCUUCAGUGAUGGCGAUGCAGCCAAUUCAGGAACGGUUGUAAUCAAUCCCAAGACACCAAAGACCACUGGAAGAGUGAAGGAUAUUCUCUUGACAAAAGGUGUUCUUGGCUCUCUGCCAUUGAUCGGUAAAUCGCUCAAAUUGGAGAACGUGAUUCAAUUGGAUCUAUUCCAAGCAGCAGAUCAAUCGCAGCAAUACUUUGUUCCAGGUUUGCAUUACACCCAAGAUCAAGUGUGCACACAAUACUAUAUCACCAUUGAAGAUGACCCACAGGAUGACAAGGGUGUUUUGCCUUUGGGUGAUAGUUGUAAUGGUGGUGGUGGCUUCCCUACUGCUUUGUUGAACGAUGUCGGACAACUUCUUGGUCUAUUGAAUCAACUUGGAUUCGGAGGAAAGUUGGGAAGUAUUCUCAACCCCAUCUUGGAUGGAGCAAAUGCUGGAGGAUUGCCAGGCUUACUUGGUGGAGUUAGUCAAUCACUUCAAAACACAUUAUGUGCAGGUCCUGUCAAUUUGGGAACGUUCUUGGGCGGUGCAGCAUGCUCUGUUUCAAGUUCGUCUACCUCUUCGAUGUCAAGCACAAGUGCUUCUAGUGCGGCUACAUCUCUACCUUUGACCGGCAUCACCUCAUUGAUUCCUUCUGUAUCGACUCCAGGAACUACUCCAGCUUCUUCAGGAACCACUCCAGCUUCUUCAGGAACUACAACCCCAGCAGCGAAUACAGGAAACGCAUCAAGUACGGGAAGUGCUACUCCAUUGCUAACAAUAUGAUGAUGCACUAAAAAAGAGCACUGUCUCUUGACCAUCACCCUCUCUUCAAAAAUUCGUAUUUUUAUCUUUCUUGCUAAUCGUCCGGCAUUCCCUUGAUGGAGCCAGAACGUCAUCAAUUUUCUCACAAGCACGCACACGCAAACAAACAUUCACUCUUUCGAUCAUUUCUUGCAAACUAUACAUUCAUGGGGACAAUUCUUUUAAACAGGAUCUCACUCCAACAAAAUCGAUCAACCACUUUCGUUUUCUAACCCGUUUGCUUUAAUUUUAUUUCUUUUGCAAUACCUUCUGCUCGUGCACGAGAAUUCUAUCUCUUGUUGCUUGCUAGACGCUCGAUUUCUUUCUAUUUCUGUAAUCAAACUCUUUCACUUUUUAUCUUUUUGUAGAGGUUUUCCCCUUGUGAUGCGUCAAUACAAUUUCCAAUUUGAAUCGUAA
This is a messenger RNA of Meira miltonrushii, 8622 nucleotides long. RefSeq lists its product as uncharacterized. The coding region runs from base 394 to 8187 and encodes 2597 amino acids. The record is from RefSeq and is a predicted model, not a curated record. The transcript has a single exon. NCBI's taxonomy places the organism in Eukaryota, Fungi, Basidiomycota, Exobasidiomycetes, Exobasidiales, Brachybasidiaceae. Gene Ontology annotation, cellular component: fungal-type vacuole membrane.